ACGGAUUGAAAACAGAGGGAAUCAUCUUUGUUCUGUUGUUUAUGGUUCAUUGCCUCCAGAGACUCGAAGCAGACAGGCAACAAUGUUCAACGAUGAAACAAGUGAUUUUGAUGUCCUAGUAGCUAGCGAUGCCAUUGGAAUGGGUCUCAAUCUUAAUAUAUCUCGAAUCAUUUUUUCUACGUUAAAAAAAUUUGACGGCGUGGAAACGCGGAAUCUCACUGUUUCCGAGAUUAAACAAAUUGCUGGUAAAGCUGGCAGGUUCAAAUCUAAAUUUCCUGUAGGCGAAGUUACAUGUCUCGAUGCUGAUGAUAUACCUUUACUCCAUUCAUCUUUGGGUUCCCCCUCUCCUAUUAUUGAGCAAGCUGGACUUUUCCCCAACUUUGAUCUUUUACUAAUGUACUCACAUGUACGCCCGAGUUAUGGCCUACACCAGAUAUUGCAACAUUUUGCGGAAAAUUCUAAAUUAUCAGAGAAGUAUUUCAUUUCUGACUGUGAACAACUGUUGAAAGUCGCUGCAGUUAUUGAUGAGCUACCUCUUAGUUUGAAUGAUAAGUAUCUUUUUACCGUAAGUCCCGUUGACAUGGAUGACGACAUCUCAUCUCAGGGACUGACCCAGUUUGCACAAAGUUAUUGCAAGAGUCGCUGUGUUCGGCUUAAGGAAAUAUUUACUCCUGGAACACUCAAGGUCCCGAAAUCACAUAAAGCACUUAAAGAGCUUGAGUCAAUUCACAAGGUUCUCGAUUUGUACGUUUGGCUUAGUUUUCACCUGGAAGACAGCUUUCCCGAUCGAGAGCUGGCAGCAUCACAAAAGGCUAUUUGCAGCAUGAUAAUUGAGGAAUUUUUGGGAAGAGAUGGUUUGCAGAAGCCGAACUUAAAAAAUUUACGCCGUAGUCCUUUGAAAUCUCUGGCUGGAUGA
This is a messenger RNA of Striga hermonthica, 916 nucleotides long. The record is from the annotation of a GenBank genome assembly. NCBI's taxonomy places the organism in Eukaryota, Viridiplantae, Streptophyta, Magnoliopsida, Lamiales, Orobanchaceae.